AUGAUGAGAUGAGCCAUCACUCCACUCAUAUACACCACAGACAAAGGCAAUAUAUAGAAGUGAAGCUUGAGAAUGAUGAAGCCAACUCUUGCUUUUCUCUCCCUCCUCUUCCUCUUUUUGUUUGCUACUACUUCGGAAUCAAGAAAAGAGCCGGGAGAAUAUGGGAAAAUGGUGAUGAAAGAUAAUGAAAUUUCUGAAGGAAUGGAAGGCCUUGUUGUUGAUGGAUUGAAGCACAAAUGUGAAGAGGACAAGAACACAAAUAUUGUGAGGAAUUUUGAACCCAUACCAAGCCUUUCUGUUUAUAAAGAGGACAUUAUUAGUGCCGAGGAGAAGAAGCAAAAUAUUGUGAAGAAUUUUGAACCCAUACCAAAUGUUUUGAUUUACGGUGAAGCUACCAGGAAAUAAUGAAUUAAGUUGAUGCUAAUGAUUAUUAUUAUUAUUAUAAUCACAUGGCUGAACAAAAAAGAAGAAUGCAUUGGCGCAAAUAAUAAAAAAGAUGUGGUAUGUUAAUUAUGGUGUUCCUAGCUAUCUGUGUAUUAAUGUAUUAAUAAUAAGGUCUGUCGUGAGACCUUUUAUUUGGUUCUGAAAUAAUAGUUGUGUUAAAUACAUAUUUGGAUUAUUAAAACCUAGAUUGCGAUGGUAAUUUGAGAUCUCAUGGGUGAUAUAUGUUUUCUUGUAAAGUGUACCUUCUUUUUUAUUAAUGAUGACAUUGUUAUUAUUAUAUUA
This is a messenger RNA of Arachis stenosperma, 726 nucleotides long. RefSeq names its product organ-specific protein P4-like. Bases 73 to 405 code for a protein of 110 amino acids. The record is from RefSeq and is a predicted model, not a curated record. The transcript is spliced from 2 exons. Lineage: Eukaryota; Viridiplantae; Streptophyta; Magnoliopsida; Fabales; Fabaceae.